Nilaparvata lugens (brown planthopper) is the source of this 2327-nucleotide messenger RNA. RefSeq names its product arf-GAP with dual PH domain-containing protein 1. Gene Ontology annotation, molecular function: GTPase activator activity; phosphatidylinositol bisphosphate binding. NCBI's taxonomy places the organism in Eukaryota, Metazoa, Arthropoda, Insecta, Hemiptera, Delphacidae. The record is from RefSeq and is a predicted model, not a curated record. Gene Ontology annotation, cellular component: intracellular membrane-bounded organelle; plasma membrane. Gene Ontology annotation, biological process: positive regulation of GTPase activity.
GUCGUAGAUUUGUGAAUCACGCCUAUUAUAUAACGUCUGCGUACAAUCUCUGUGCAUUUCCCCAAAACAUAACCAAAAUUUCAUCUUUAUCAAUGAAUUUAGGCUAAUUUACGAAUUCAUUGAGGAUGCAGCAAUCUCUUUUCGUUCUAAGUACAGUAUGACGCAUCGAUUUACAUCUUUUGAUUACACUAACCACUAUCUAUCUUGAUAACAGUAAUUUUUGAAGCUGAAAGAUGGAUGAUAAGACUAAAGCUUUAUUGAAGCUUUCAAAAAAACAAGGAAACAAUUCUUGUGUUGACUGCGGUGUUGAAGAUCCCGAGUAUGCAUCCUACAACAUAGGCAUUUUCAUUUGCUCGAGAUGUGCCAUGAUACACAAGGGUUUGGGCGCUCACAUUUCCAAGGUCAAACACCUCAAACUGGACGAAUGGGAGGACAGUCAAGUAGAGCGCAUGCGCGAAGUCGGCAACAUGGCCGCCAAACUCAAAUACGAGCAGAGGGUGCCCAAUUGCUACAGGAGGCCGAAACCGGGCGACCCACAGUCCAUCUUGGAAGAGUGGAUCUGCGCCAAAUAUAUGCGGGAAGAGUUUUCGCGUCCUGAGAGGCAGACUUUUCUUUCGGGAAACUUGGAAGGAUUUCUGAUGAAAAGAGGCAAAGAGGAUGCCAGAUACCAUCCCCGCAAGUUCAGCCUCUCAGAAGUGGAAGGCACACUCAAAUAUUAUGUCAAGGAAACAGGUGAGCCGAAAGCAGUGAUCCAACUGAGCGACCUGAACGUGGCGUUUGCUCCGGCCAAACUGGGUCACGCCAACUCGUUGCAGCUGUCCUACGUGAAGGAGGGUGUCACACGGCACAUAUUCGUGUACCACGAUGACCCACAAACCAUCAUCACUUGGUACACAGCCAUAAGAUGCGCCAAGCUCCACACCUUGCAAGUCGCUUAUCCGUCUGCUAACGAGGAGGAGCUGUUGGAAUGUCUUUGCCAAGAUUUUACAUGUGAAGGAUGGCUGUGGAAAACCGGCCCAAAGCCCAGCGACUCGUUCAGGAAAAGGUGGUUCACGUUGGACCAUCGCAAACUUAUGUACCAUGAAAAUCCUCUCGACGCAUACCCGCGCGGCGAGAUCUUCCUGGGUCACAUGAUGUCGGGCUACAGUUGUCGCGUGGGUGUGCCCGCGGGUGUGUGCGACGAGCCAGGCUUCACGUUCACACUGCGCACGCCCCAGCGCUGGUACUACCUGUCGGCGGCCACGGCAGAGUUGCGCGACCACUGGAUUCAGUGCAUCGAUGCCGUCAUCGAUGUGCCGUUGACGGCCCACGACAAAAUCAUGGCCAAUCGCCUAACGAGGAGUAAAAAAUUUGGAAACAUUUUCUCAAGAUAGUAAUUAAUAGUGAAGGACACGACUUUCGAUCAAAGCAAUAAAAUCAAAACAAUGUGCCAUAGGAUAUUCUACUAUGAUCUACUACGUUAAUUUGUUAGUAUUUAGAACUACAGUGGUUACUGAGAAGAAUUUAAUAAUUACAUUAAUUAUAAUUAUUAUAUGACAGGCUGCUCACUGAUGUAUAUAUUGUAGAAAAUCUCAUAUAAAUAAAAAUUCGACUUAUAUUUACAAUAUAGUGCCGGUUGCAUAAAAGCCGAUUAGUUUAAUUAGAUUAAUUUCACAAGAAACAAUCAGAGAAGCUUUCUUUCCGAAAAAGCCUACACUGAUUGGGUUUCAAGAAAUUAAUUAUUAUAAAAAUUUAACCGGCUUUUGUGCAACCGGGCCAUUGUCUUCAAGAUCUAUAAUCUAUCACUGACCACGAUUUUAUUGAUAUUCGAAAGCAAAAUGUUCUUAGUAUCUGACUUUAUUGACUCUUGUAAUGUAGUCGAUUAUUUGACAGGAAUUUUCACCGUCGUCGACAUUUUUAAUUUUUAAACAAUGGAUACUCUCGGAUUGUGAAAAUUCAUGUCAAAUAAUAAAUAAAUAAUAGAUAAAUAAUUUUAUUCAUGGAGGCAACAUUAAUACAUAAUGUUGGAGGCAACAUAAUCGGAUACAUUAAACUCUCAAGACACUUUUCAAAAAAGUUUUUGCAUUUCUGUGAGCAAACUCUUCAAUUUAAUGUAACAUUGAAUCAAUGUUGAUUUAAUUCAAGUAUAUUUGUAUUAAUUGAAAGAUCUUACAACUAAACUUGCCAGUAACUUUUUAUAUAUUAGACUGUAAGAGCAACUAUAUGGGCCGGUUUCCGAGCUCGGGAUUUAGCUAAGUCCUAGACUUUAAACAGCUGGAGUCAAAAAAUUGGUUUUCCAAAACGGGGCGUAGUCGAAGUCAUUGUCACGUUUGAAUUAAAUUUCGAAA